ACAUUUAGGCGCAAUGUCUCGUACGAUCGUAGUGUUGGCGUUGGCGUGCUGUGCGGUUGGGCUUAGUGUAGCCUACCCAUAUCCUUACCCACAGAAUGCGUUCAUGUACUACCGAAAUGCGUACCCCAUGAUGACUUACCCGCAACUGCAGCAGAGUGCCAUGUAUCAGCAUGCAGUGUUCCAGAACCAACGGCUCCGUAACUAUCAUCGUCGUUCGGCAACGAGUGGUGUGGCAGCGUUCGCCUCAGGAGACAACAUUGCCACCGGGACACAAAUUCUCAAGGCUGACUGCCGACCCGCAGAUCCGGCCAUCGCUGCCUAUCCCUCGGUACAAUCGUUUGCCGACGCAUACCCAGCGGAAGCGGUGCCAGAAAACGAAAUCCCAUUCGCUGAUGACGGUGCUGGACAGUUGGACCAGGAAGCGAGCGUUGGCAGUGAGCUAGAUUUUCCACUGAAUGAGAAUGAGGAGCCGCUGGAGGACAUUCCGGCUAGUGUACCGCUAGCUCCAACCACGGUGACGGAUAAAAAUAAGAAGAAGGUUACCGUUCAGCUGGAUUCUGGAUCCGCUGAAGAGGAGCAGGAAGAUGAGGAGGUUAGCUUUGGUACCCGUCGUGGCAGUGGCAGUCGUCCGAGCGGUGGAUCUACAGGUCCUAUGUUUCCGGUAACGUUCGGAAGCACUAACGGUGGGGCCAUUGCAAUUGCUAACAGUUACAGCACGGGUAAGGGUGGAUCGGCUACCAGUCACGCUACGGCUUACGGUAGUCCCGCAUCGGUACCUGAGGAACGUCGACGGGCUGUGGUUUUGCAGCAACAGCAGCAGCAGCAGCAACGUAACAACCGUCCGGCCAAACUACGAACGAUCAAAUAUUGA
Messenger RNA from Anopheles maculipalpis, 871 nucleotides. RefSeq lists its product as uncharacterized. Bases 14 to 871 code for a protein of 285 amino acids. NCBI's taxonomy places the organism in Eukaryota, Metazoa, Arthropoda, Insecta, Diptera, Culicidae. The transcript is spliced from 3 exons. The record is from RefSeq and is a predicted model, not a curated record.